AGUGAACGUUCCUCCACUUAGGAAAAUGCAGAUGAGUGCCCGUGGAUCUCCAAAACUUUUUAUUCUCACACAAGUUUCUUUUUGAAUCAUCAGGAAGACCGACAGGACCCGGAGCAGCACAGACUGUUUACCUGAGAUAUUAAGAUGAGCGCAGACACGGUGGAACAGUCGGAGGCUCCAGGUGAACAGGCAGACCAAAAUGGACUCAACUUCAGUCGACACAUAAAGACAGAGAACAUCCACGACACACCUCACCUAGGCUCACUGAAGACAUGUCACCUGACACAGAGCUCCCAGUUGCCUGGAGGUCAGCUGCCUGGGGAGCUCACGUCUCUCCACACCAUGCAGGGGCUGGUUCUGAUGCAGCAGUCCCACCUGUCAUCUCCCUCCCCCUUCCUGCUCUCCCAGAGCCCCAACAACCACCAAGCUAUACUGCAGCAGAACCUGCUGUCACUUCCCAGCCAUAGUCAAACUGGUCUUCUUCAGCACCAAUCUGGACUGACUCUUACUCCACAGGCCAUGAGUCGCUCUGGUCUGGUGGGAACGUCCAUGGAGAACCACAUGGACAUGUCUCACCUGCAGAUGCCUAAACACUUGUCACUACCACUGCAGGAGGAACCCAGUGAUCUGGAGGAACUGGAACAGUUUGCGAAAGCAUUCAAACAAAGACGCAUCAAACUGGGCUUCACUCAGGGAGAUGUGGGCCUCGCGAUGGGGAAACUGUACGGCAACGACUUCAGCCAAACCACGAUCUCUCGCUUCGAGGCUCUAAACCUGAGCUUCAAGAACAUGUGCAAGCUCAAACCACUGCUGGAGAAAUGGCUGAGUGACGCAGAGAACUCCCCCUCUGACUCGAUGAGUAACCACACCUCUCUGCCGCCCUUGAUGGAGGGAUACGGCCGCAAACGGAAAAAGAGGACAAGCAUCGAAACGAACAUCAAGCUGACUCUGGAGAAACGGUUCCUUGAUAACCCUAAGCCCAACUCGGAGGAGAUAACCCUGAUCUCAGAGCAGCUGGCCAUGGAGAAAGAGGUGGUUCGAGUUUGGUUCUGUAAUCGUCGUCAGAAGGAGAAGAGGAUCUACUGCCCGGUGACCAGUUUACCUGUCAAGUCGCACAACUACAACUCCAGAAUGACCUCAGCAUCCAGAUCCUACAGCCCUCUGACUUCAGGUGGUGUUUCCUCAAAUUCGUCUCCAAACAGUUUAAGUCGUGAAGCUUCUCCCAACGGCCUGUCCUCGGUCUCAGGAUCUUUAUCGUCUCAGGUGAACCCAGCUUCCUACAGCACGCCAGGCUCCUGGUACCGCUCCUGGAAUCAUGCUGCGUAUCAUCACUGAAAAACACGAACUGCAUCACAUGAAGCUUUUCAAGAUCCUUAUUUGUUUUGUUUUGUUUUUUCAAGAGAGAGGGGGCUGUACACUGACGAUUUGACAAAGUAACACAGUAUCCCUCUGAACAGGGUUACAGCUACAGGCUUAAACGUUAGAUGGACACGUAAGACAAGAGAAGUGCAACAACAACACCACACUUCUGUCAACACUCACGCUCUAGCUCACGCUCGCUCUGAAAGCCUCCGGCUGUUUGAUUUGUGUUCAUGUGACUCUGUGCUCAGAUCAGCCACAAAGAUGAAGAACACACAGAAAAGCGCAGAAUGAGAACGCUGCUGGGAAUUGUCUCCUUCAGGUCUUAAUGGUUAUGGCUUGAAUUUGCAACUGUCACUUAAUCUGUUUGAAUGUUGAAGGAUUCAAGUCCAGAGUUCAGUGCCUGUCUGAAAGCAGCCUCUGUGCCAAUAUGCUCCGUAGGUUCUCUACAAUGAUGCUCUUGUUACUGUUAUGAUGUGUUGUUAUGUUCGUGUUGUAGUGGUGUGUUAGCAAUUAUGAUGCAAUCCUUUACUGCGUACUGCCGGCCUCAGUAAGAAAAUAUUUACUUAUGCAAAAAUAUCUAAACAAUAGGAUUAAAUAGAUUUUUCAUCUGUUCCUGACGGGUGUAAAAAAGAUCUCUGAGUGACCGAUGUUAUACACCAUCAAUAACUCCAAUACGCAUUACUCUAAUUUAUUAAAACUUAAGCUUUGGUUUUUAGCAUCAGUUGUAAUACCACUGUACUCACCAAAGUAAUUGUUCAAUUAAGAGAAAAUGCAAAUAGGGGCAGGAAACAUGAUCAGAUAAGAAAACUGUGUGUGCACGACCAGGCAUUCACAGCAUGUUACAGUUGAACCAGGAAGUCAGUCUCUACAUUGAAACCACAUGUUUACAACUGUCACAAUUUAGUUUAUUUAUUUAUUUAGAUUUUCUUUCUGCCAAAUACAAUUGUCUAAUUUAAGAUUUUGUUUACAAGUUGUCUGAUCGUGUCUCUUGUUCCCACAAGAUAAAAAAAGAAAUCAUCCUAUGGGACGCCGUAGAUUUCACUCAGGUCACUCAACAGUUUGCUCUUUGUCACCUGCAGAGAAUACCAGGUUAAAAGCUUCUAAUGUUAUAUAUUUUCACUAUCGUCAACAAAUCUCAUGAAAAACUAAUUUCCUAUAACAGCCGAUCACUGUUGCUAAAAGCAAACAAUUUUCAAACGGGAGCAAACUUUUUGUUGGGGACUAUUUUCCGCUGUGGAUGAAUACACGUGUUUGUUCUAGUGAGUAUUUCUGGCCGGUUGGUGUAUGUGGGACUGGCUCAAAGUACACGUCUAAAGCCAUAUUUGUAGUAAUGAAUAAAAGCAUAAUUGCGUUAUCUGUUUUCUUCUACACAGACAAUACAUGCAAGAAGUAUCAGUUAAUUUUGGGGUUUGUUGUUUUCAUGUUAUUUACUGAUUGUGAGAAAAAUAUUGACGCCGCUCAGAGACGUCUCCUGUUGACCUCUGCUGGUCAAACCCAGAGCUUCUGAUGGAGGCUUCUCUUUCGUUUAACACAGAGACUCAUCAAACUUCUUUCAGAUGUUAAGUCCAGGUUUGGCUGCUCUUAUUUGUUUGGUUGUUUAUUUACCUUUUGCUAAAUACAUUUUUGUUCUGUGUGUCCUUUGUAUAUUUUGUUUUAUUUUAGAAAAACGUUUUGCAGUGAUAAGGAACUCUGAGCUGAGAGACUUGUGAAAUGUAGUCAUCUAAUAAAACCACUAUAAAUAUAAUGUUAUAUAAUGUUAUGUUUUGACUGAUGUAAGUGGAACCAGCGCCACCCUCUGAGUCUCAGGGAAUCAUUUGUGUUUGACUCUUAAUUCCAGGGACCAUAAUAAACUUGUUUUCACUGUCAUUAAACAGAAGGUGUGUGUCCUGGGUUUGACGUUCUUUCUUUGAAACGAUGCAUAUAACGAAAUCAAACUGUUGCUUUCUGUGCCGAGGACCACCUGACAAACAUGUUUACUUCAACAUGAAGAGAUUAUAUUCAACAAAAUAGUUUUAGAAAGUCUUGAUGAAAACUUUUGUCUAAACUUCUAAAAGAUUUUGUUGUAUAACUGUGUUUUGAAAGAAACCUUUACCUCAAUAAAAGUAUGA
This is a messenger RNA of Hippoglossus stenolepis (Pacific halibut), 3470 nucleotides long. It is a transcript of the gene pou2f3, whose product is annotated as POU class 2 homeobox 3. Gene Ontology annotation, cellular component: nucleus. The transcript has 13 exons. The record is from RefSeq and is a predicted model, not a curated record. Lineage: Eukaryota; Metazoa; Chordata; Actinopteri; Pleuronectiformes; Pleuronectidae. The coding region runs from base 145 to 1335 and encodes 396 amino acids. Gene Ontology annotation, molecular function: RNA polymerase II cis-regulatory region sequence-specific DNA binding; DNA-binding transcription factor activity, RNA polymerase II-specific. Gene Ontology annotation, biological process: regulation of transcription by RNA polymerase II.